AAGCCCACGACGGCCUCUGCCUCACUAAAAGUAGAGUUUUCUUCACGUGUGGUUGUGUAUCCUCUUUCCACAGAAAAUAGGCCACACAACCCAUCUCCAUCCGUGAAAUAACUCUCCUAUAAAAAUCCAAAAAAAUCAUAAAACCUCUGAAAAAACGCAUACAAAAAAAUCGCAAAACCGUAGGCGAAAAACCGUGCAACCUCAGGUAACAGAGAAAGUGGGGUGAAAAAAAUCAGUAAGGAUAGUCUGCUCGCGCCUAGGCAUCCUUAUCAACGAGGCAACGAGGAAAGAAGCAGCAAGAAGCAACCGAGGAAGAAGAAAGCUCAGGCGACGAGCCGUUGAACGUGGCUGGAAGAAGAGCGAGCCAUAUUGUGAGAAAGAAGACGACGAAGCUAGGAGGGGCGAAGCGAAGAAAACCCUCGCGCGAGAGGCAAAAAAGGGUAGCGAUCGAAUUUUCUUCCGGGAAAAAGAAGUGAGCGCACGUCGAAGCAGCACGACCCUCCGCCGCGACCAUGAAUCCGGGAGCGCCCAAUUAUCCCAUGGCUUCGCUCUACGUGGGCGAUCUGCAUACCGACAUCACUGAGGCGAUGCUGUUCGAGAAGUUCUCGUCGGCUGGACCCGUGCUGUCGAUACGCGUAUGCCGUGACAUGAUCACCCGCCGUUCGCUCGGCUACGCAUACGUCAACUUUCAGCAACCGGCUGACGCUGAACGCGCCCUUGAUACAAUGAAUUUUGACAUGAUAAAGGGACGGCCUAUUCGAAUCAUGUGGUCUCAGCGUGACCCGUCCCUUCGGAAAUCGGGCGUCGGAAACGUCUUUAUCAAGAAUCUAGAUAAAAACAUAGACAAUAAAGCGAUGUACGAUACAUUCUCUGCGUUUGGCAACAUAUUGAGUUGCAAAGUUGCUCAAGACGAGUCAGGCGCGUCCAAGGGCUACGGCUUUGUCCACUUUGAAACAGAGGAAGCCGCAAACAAGUCCAUUGAUAAAGUCAAUGGCAUGUUGCUGAAUGGCAAGAAGGUGUACGUCGGCAAGUUCAUCCCACGCAAAGAACGCGAGAAGGAGUUGGGCGAAAAGGCCAAACUCUUCACCAACGUUUACGUGAAGAACUUCGGUGAGGACAUGACCGACGACAAGCUGAAGGAGAUGUUCGAGAAAUACGGGACCAUUACCAGCCACAAGGUGAUGAAUAAGGAUGACGGUAAGUCACGUGGCUUCGGUUUCGUCGCGUUCGAGGAUCCGGACGCCGCCGAACGAGCGGUGCAGGAUCUAAACGGCAAGGAGAUCGCCGACAGUAAAUACAUGUACGUGGGACGCGCCCAGAAGAAGGCUGAGCGACAACAAGAACUGAAACGUAAAUUCGAACAGCUGAAGAUAGAGCGGCUAAAUCGCUACCAGGGUGUGAACCUCUAUGUAAAGAAUUUGGAUGAUACGAUUGACGACGAGCGUUUGCGCAAGGAGUUCACGCCUUUUGGCACGAUUACGUCCGCGAAGGUCAUGAUGGAGGAGGGACGUAGCAAAGGGUUUGGAUUCGUGUGUUUCUCGCAACCGGAGGAAGCUACAAAGGCUGUCACAGAAAUGAACGGCCGUAUUGUCGGGUCUAAACCGUUGUACGUCGCUCUAGCGCAGCGCAAGGAGGAUCGCAAGGCUCAUCUCGCUUCCCAGUACAUGCAACGCAUGGCGAAUGUCCGCAUGCAGCAAAUGGGACAGAUAUUCCAGCCCGGUAACGCUGGUAGUUACUUUGUGCCCACGUUGCCACAGCCGCAACGAUUCUACGGGCCCGCGCAGAUGGCACAGAUUCGCGCCACGCCACGUUGGCCGGCACAACCGAACCAGGUGCGACCGAACGCGCAGACUGGCAGCUCCGGAUUCGCAAUGCAAGCUCCGUUCAGAGCAGCACCGCGCGCUCCUGCCGCUCAAGCUGGCGCUAUGCGCAAUACUCUGUCCGCCAGACCUAUCACAGGUCAACAAGCGGUUGGUGGUGCGAACAUGCAAAGCCGAUCUAUGGCCGGACCGGCGGUCGGAGUUUCGCCGCAGAGCCGUCCAUCCAAUUACAAAUACACCGCGAACAUGCGCAACCCGCCGCAGACGAUGCCGAUGCCCGCCCAAGCCCCCGUACAGCAGGCAGUACAUAUUCAAGGCCAGGAGCCACUCACCGCGUCGAUGUUGGCAGCCGCUCCGCCUCAGGAACAGAAGCAGAUGCUGGGCGAACGUCUGUUCCCGCUGAUACAAUGUAUGUAUCCGGCACUCACCGGCAAGAUCACCGGCAUGCUCCUGGAGAUCGACAACUCCGAGCUUCUGCACAUGCUGGAGCACAGCGAGUCACUGAAGGCCAAGGUCGAGGAGGCCGUGGCCGUGCUGCAAGCCCAUCAGGCCAAGCAGGCGAAUCAACCCAAAAAGGAAUAAGAACUCCUCAGCAGAAAGAAGUCCCGAGAAUCCGCGAACCCUUUCAGUUGAGCUUAUAAUGUAUUGAAAAGAAUGUUUUCUUCGUUUA
Messenger RNA from Harpegnathos saltator (Jerdon's jumping ant), 2490 nucleotides. It is a transcript of the gene pAbp, whose product is annotated as poly(A) binding protein. NCBI's taxonomy places the organism in Eukaryota, Metazoa, Arthropoda, Insecta, Hymenoptera, Formicidae. The record is from RefSeq and is a predicted model, not a curated record. The transcript has 4 exons. Gene Ontology annotation, molecular function: RNA binding. The coding region runs from base 513 to 2402 and encodes 629 amino acids.